This is a messenger RNA of Drosophila gunungcola (fruit fly), 6387 nucleotides long. It is a transcript of the gene eIF4G1, whose product is annotated as eukaryotic translation initiation factor 4 gamma 3. Lineage: Eukaryota; Metazoa; Arthropoda; Insecta; Diptera; Drosophilidae. Gene Ontology annotation, molecular function: mRNA binding; protein binding; translation initiation factor activity. The transcript is spliced from 17 exons. Gene Ontology annotation, cellular component: eukaryotic translation initiation factor 4F complex. The coding region runs from base 348 to 6170 and encodes 1940 amino acids. The record is from RefSeq and is a predicted model, not a curated record.
ACUGCAACUCUGCGCCUAUGAACAGAACACAUUGCAUGUGGAAAUUAACAAAAAGUAGUUUUUGAUUGUAAAGAUAUAAAGCUAGAAUAACGGUUUGACUUAUUGCUGUUUAAUAUACACUCAAAGUGGAAUCAAUAUUAACCGUAUUUCUGUAAAUAGCUCCAUCGUUAAAGCACAUAUGCUCAGAUACGAUUCUGGAAGUGAUACACCAAUCUAUUAACAGAAUCAAAUGGUUGUGUGACGACUUAUUUUAGUGGGUCCAAAAACGCCCCAGAAAUCGUCAAUGAACGGCUAGGUUGACCGUUUUGGCGAUUUCCAAUACUACUAACUCACUAAAAUUGUACGUAAUGCAACAAGCUAUACAAACUAUAUCAACACAGUCAGAUAUAGCUAAAAUCAUGCAGCCCCAUUCAGCACAAAAUAUGAUUUUGCCAGCCAUUAAAAAGAACAAAAAGUAUGCUCAACAGGUGCCAUCUUCAAAGCCACAAUCCCUUCAGCAGCCCCUGCAACAGCAGCAUAGUCAUCCCACAUCACAGCAUCAGUUUCAGAUUAAUAAGGCAUAUAAUGUGGUCUCCAUUCAUAAGGCAACAGCGCAGAACGCUCAUCAGUCCCCGCACCUGACGCAUCAGCAACAACCACCAUCCCAUCACCUGCAGCAAACACAGCAGCAUCAACAGAGCUAUGCGAACGUUGUGAAUAGAUCUAUAUCUGGGUCUGGACCAGUUGGAGCCCAGCAGUCAACGGUCAUGUGUAACAGCUCCAACAUAUUGACGGUUAAUAGUUGUCAACUCAACUCGGGAGACAUGAACUCGACUGCCAUUUACAAUUUAUCCAGUCACCGGGCCCUACCUGGAAGUCUAGAUGGAAACGUUUGUUUUCUAAACGUGCCGGACAUUUCGAAAAAUGGGACUAACAUCGGUGGGGCAACAGUAGUAUCGAGCAACUCGAUCCCCGGAGUCGGAAAUGGAACAAGCUCUUGCAAUGGAGCCAGUAGUAACAGUCAAAUAACGUUGCCCAAUUCGCACAUGGGAACCACUAUGAGUGUAACCCUGGGCACGACCACUGCAGGGACAACCUACAUGCACGACAAGAAUAUCGUUGGUGUUAGCGUCAAUUGUGUUGAUACUAGUAGAAAGUAUGACUUUAAAAACAGUAGUUUGGUGUCAAAUAAUAGCUUCCAAGCAUCCACAGCAGAGUAUGUUUCAACGGGAAACAACAGUUCUGGGAACGCCCGUUCAAAUCCACAAAGUGGCGGAAUAUUUCGAGGACCCCCUCCGACGUCGAAUGCCCAAAGAGGUCCCAGCGGCGGUGCAACUCGCCACGUCCAUGUACAACCCAUGUUCUCACAGCCCAUUCACCAGAACAUGGUGCUACAACCAUACACACAAUACAAUCCGCGACAACAAACAUUUCCAGCUUCUCACUUGCAAUACGCGCCCGGCCCAAUGCCCUACUACCAGUACCAAUACGUGCCAACUCUACAACAGCAGCCGCCGCCACACGCCCGUAGUGCCGUUGCGGUGAACACGAACGUCAAUGUGGGAAACACCUUGCAGCCAGUGCAGUCCGGACCCAAUGGUCCACUGCCUGGUCCUGGAGCUAGCUCGUCACAGCUUCAACUGCUCACGAGCACCGUGCAGCCUGGAGCAAACACUGUGAUGGGAGUCGGAGGUCCUGGCAGUGGAAUGGGACAAGUGGGUGUGCCUAACAUGGUUGGAGUGGGAGUAAUGCCGACAAGCGUGCCACCGCAACCCGUGCAGGUGCAGCCAGCAAGCAGACGCCGGCAUCAGCAUCGCCUGCAGAUAAUCGAUCCGGCAACAAAGAAAAAUAUUUUAGACGAUUUCGAUAAGACAAACUCAAACCUAGAUAAUGACGUCUCGGAGCCGGUUACACUUUCAAACACAUCGGCAACAGUCCUUUCAGAGGGUCAAAUCCGUGUUCCACAGCAAGAUGGUGUUGGAAAUAAUAAUUUAAGCAAUGUUCCAUCACAAGGAUCUGAAUUACGGACAAACGCUGCCCACACCCCCGUUGAACCAAUACCAAUAAACCGCCAAGAUGUUGGGCAGACUCCAAUCGUGUCCGCCAUGUCUGAUGCACCUUCGGUUGAAAUAUUACCAACGCCUCAAAGAGGUAGAAGCAAAAAAAUUCCUAUAGUGUCGCCCAAAACUUUAUCCGAGUCUACUGCUGCUCCUACCACCGAUGAAACGGAUGAUGCAGUGUCAAAACCUAUUGCUGCAAUCACUAAGGAACCCUUACAGCAAAAUCCGGCGCAUCAAAAAUUAUUUGCGUCCGAAUCAACGCAACAGAAGCAAACGGUAUCAAAUACUGAGAUUAUAAAGGAAGUGCCAAUUACCACAGAGGAAACUACUACUGCUGAGUUAGUUUCUGAAGUGUCCUCCAGAGACCUUCCAACAGAGUUGCUGGCUGUCAAUGUAGAGAACAGUGCACCGUCGACGAAUGUCUCUGCCGAGUCUGAAAGAGCUGGUGUUGACGAAAUACCACCCGCUGAUUUCAUCUCGCAUUUACCUAAUAUGCACAAAGGUUUAGUUGAGUCUGAGGACACCUUUUCGACCGAAACAUUAGUGAAAUCUACAGAGGAGAGCUGUAAUGAUAACCAAAGCGAAGAACAACCAACUCAACCAGAAUUACAUUUAGGAAGUGUCUCUAGUGACACUAAUCUGUCAUCGAUGGCAUUGAAAGAAGACACUUGUUUGGACAAUAGUCAAACCGAAGCAGCAGACACUAUAAAUGCAAGAGAUAACUUAGACGUCUCGGAAGAGGUCCCUACUAGGGACUCAACUAAUGAACUUCUUUCAACCGAUAACACAGGAGAUGACGUAGAUCCAAACUCAGAAUUAAAGUCUGAACCAAAGGCAGAGACGAGCCUUGAGGAAAAUCCCAAAUCUACUGAUAGCAAAAUUGAGGGAUCAGGUAUAACCGUAGCAUCUUGUAUCAACUAUAAUGAGGGUCAAUGGUCUCCAAGCAAUCCAAGCGGCAAGAAACAAUACAAUCGAGAUCAGCUAUUACAAUUACGGGAGGUAAAGGCAUCGCGUAAUCGGCCAGAAGUAAAAAAUGUGUCCAUUCUUCCUCAACCGACCUUAAUGCCAUUAUUUACCCGCAACAACAAUAAUAACAAGCGCGUUCAAUCGAUGGUUGGUAUGAUUGGCAAUCGUAACAGUGAGUCUGGAGGAAAUUACAUCAACAAACAGAUGUCAAUGUCAGGUGUCCAGGGUGGCGGCAGCAGAAGCAGCAUGAAAGGCAUGAUCCACGUUAAUCUAUCCUUAAAUCAAGAUGUUAAACUAAGUGAAAACGAAAAUGCCUGGCGCCCACGAGCCUUGAAUAAAUCAGACGGUGACGGCGACACAAAAUCAACGCAAGAAAAAGAUGAAUUGGUACGUCGGGUUCGUGGUAUUCUAAACAAGCUCACCCCUGAAAGGUUCGAUACGCUUGUCGAGGAAAUCAUAAAAUUGAAAAUUGAUACACCCGACAAAAUGGACGAAGUAAUUGUGCUGGUAUUUGAAAAAGCAAUUGAUGAACCAAACUUUUCGGUGUCCUAUGCUAGGCUAUGCCAUCGUCUUAUUUCAGAGGUGAAGGCGCGAGACGAGCGCAUGGAAAUAGGCACCAAAUCGAAUUUGGCACACUUUCGAAAUGCUUUGUUAGAUAAAACCGAACGCGAGUUUACACAGAAUGUCUCCCAAAGCACCGCAAAGGAAAAAAAAUUGCAGCCAUUUGUGGAUAAGAUAAAGAAAUGUACCGAUCCAAACGAAAAAGCCGAACUUGAGGCGUUCUUGGAAGAAGAGGAGCGAAAAAUACGUCGACGCUCAGGAGGUACAGUUCGAUUCAUCGGCGAACUUUUCAAAAUAUCCAUGUUGACUGGUAAAAUCAUAUAUUCUUGCAUUGACACACUUCUCAAUCCUCAUUCUGAAGACAUGCUUGAAUGCCUAUGUAAGCUACUUACAACUGUGGGUGCCAAGUUUGAGCAGACCCCAGUUAACUCAAAGGAGCCAAGUCGGUGUUAUUCAUUGGAAAAAUCGAUAACGAGGAUGCAGGCAAUCGCUUCAAAAUCUGACAAAGACGGUGCCAAAGUCAGCUCCCGAGUGCGCUUUAUGCUUCAAGAUGUUAUAGAUUUGCGCAAGAACAAAUGGCAAACCUCGCGAAACGAGGCACCCAAAACCAUGGGCCAAAUUGAAAAGGAGGCGAAAAACGAGCAGCUUUCGGCGCAAUACUUUGGUACACUUGCCAGCACCACGCCCGUGGGAUCUCAGGGCGGCUCCGGUAAACGAGAUGAUCGUGGCAAUGCUCGUUACAACGAAUCUCGUUCUGGUAGUGGGUAUGGCGGCAGUCACAGUCAACGUGGUGACAAUGGUAAUCUGCGACACCAGCAGCAGAACAACGCUGGCGGAUGUAGUGGCUCCGGUGGGGCUGGCCACUCCAAUGGAAACAAUGAUGACAACACUUGGCAUGUGCAAACCAGCAAGGGAAGCCGUUCCCAAGCAGUUGACAGUAAUAAACUGGAGGGUCUGUCUAAACUUUCUGAUCAAAACUUAGAAACAAAAAAGAUGGGCGGACUAAAGCAAUUUAUUUGGGAUAACAACGCAACAAGACAAUCACCUGCGCCCUCAUCAACCCCAUCCAAUCCCUUUGCUGUCCUAUCAUCUCUAAUUGAUAAAAACAGCACUGAUAGGGAUCGCGAUCGAGAUCGCAGUGGACCCAGAAAUAAGGGCUCAUAUAACAAGGGAUCUAUGGAGCGCGAUCGUUAUGAUAGAGGUAUACAUUCAAGAACUGGAUCAUCACAAGGAUCACGAGAAAACUCUUCCUCCCGCGGUGGCCAGCAAGGUCAGAGUCGCAGUUUAUUGAGUUCUACAGUUCAAAAAUCUGCUAGUCAUUCAAAAUACACGCAACAGGCACCACCAGCACGUCAAACUGGCAAAGCACAGUCAUCACUGGGCAGCUCCAACGUCAACGCUGGCGGACUUUACCGUGGCAGUGAUCAUUCAUCGACUGCAUCUUCAUCUGCAACGCUACCGCAGGGUAUUCGUUCUACUGCUCCAGUAGCAGUGUUUAAUGAGGCCGAUGAAACCGAUCUUAAGAUUAUCAAAUCUGUUGUCUCAGAAAUGAUUGAGCUUGCAGCAGCCUCGAAGGCUGUAACGCCUGCUGUUGUUUCGUGUAUAAAACGAGUACCAGAGGAACUACGCUGUAGUUUCAUAUAUUACAUAUUAACAGACUAUUUGCAUUUAGCGAAUGUCGGUAAGCAGUACAGGCGGUACCUGGCUAUUGCUGUUUUCCAACUUAUUCAACAAAAUUACAUCUCUGUGGAUCACUUCAGACUGGCGUACAACGAAUUUAGCGAGUACGCAAACGAUUUUAUUGUUGAUAUUCCAGAGCUUUGGCUGUAUAUUCUUCAAUUUGCCGGGCCAUUAAUUGUAAAGAAAAUCUUGACUGUAUCAGAUUUGUGGAACAAAACUUUGAAAGACAACAGCCCAACACGCGUGGCUAAAAAGUUCCUUAAAACAUAUUUGAUAUAUUGUACACAAGAAGUGGGACCGAAUUAUACUCGAAGUAUGUGGGUCAAGUUCAACUUAAAAUGGUCAGAUUUUAUGCCUGAAAGUGAAGUCGCUGACUUCAUUUCAUCAAAUAAACUGGAGUAUGUGGAAAACGAGCUGAAAUCUGCAGUGAUUGAGCAAAAAGAGACUCCAGAGAAGCACGUUAAAAAUGUGAUAGACCAUAUUGAGCACUUGCUGAAGGAAGGAACGACGGCAGAUUGCAUUGUUGAUUAUAGUAACGGAAACAUAAUGGUGGUUGAUAAGUUGUUUAUUAGGGGAUUGACCGAAACAUUGAGUAAUUUCUCAAUUCUCUACAAGGAAAAUAGUUAUAAACUUGAGUCCGAAACCUUCCAAAAGUUUUGCAUACCAGUUUUGCAACGAUACAUUGAUUCUAACGAGGACCAUCAACUUGAAUGCUUAUAUGCUAUGCAACUUUUAGUGCACGGCUUGGAGCAUCCCAGAGGACUGCUGAGUGAACUAAUUGGCGAGCUUUAUGAUGCCUAUGUAAUACAAAAGGAAUCGCUCUGUAAAUGGCGUGAUUCAAAGGAUCAGUCAGCUGGCAAGGGCGUUGCUGUAAAAAGUCUUAAUCCUUUUUUUAACUCGUUAUUAAACGAUGAAGCCAACUGAAACCGCAAAGUAGCUGGCCUAGACAGCAUACAUUCAAAAAUUGUAAUAAAAUUAAUUAAAACGAGAGAGAGUUGGUGGGAGAAGAAUGUUCAUUAACAGUAUAUAUAUAGAUUUCGAUAUGGACUUAUUCAACAGAAAUUCUGGUUCAUGCAUUAAGAGUAUAUGCAACAAUAUAAAAGUGUAUAACAUAUGUAAAAUAAAGCGAACCUAAAGGAAA